CCCCGGGCAAUAGGGGAUCAUGGGGCCCCUGUGUCCUUGCCCAAACUCAAAAAAGCCUAUGAAAAAGGUACCAGGGGCAUCUCUGAUCCUGGGCCCUAGGGCAGUGCCCGAGUUUCCAAAUGGUCAGUCCGCCGCUGAACUGUACUGUCUCCCUUUAUUUUGUACAGCUCUGCACAACUGUUGGCACAAUAUAAAUCCUGUUUUAUAAUAAUAAUAAUAAUAAUAAUAAUAAUAAUAAUAAUAUAUUUCUAAUUUUUAUCACCAAUCUUUGCUCUGUCUUUUUCAUACA
This is a messenger RNA of Staurois parvus, 289 nucleotides long. NCBI's taxonomy places the organism in Eukaryota, Metazoa, Chordata, Amphibia, Anura, Ranidae. The record is from the annotation of a GenBank genome assembly.